Messenger RNA from Anopheles coustani, 1062 nucleotides. RefSeq lists its product as uncharacterized. The transcript has 3 exons. Gene Ontology annotation, cellular component: endomembrane system. Bases 122 to 1054 code for a protein of 310 amino acids. Lineage: Eukaryota; Metazoa; Arthropoda; Insecta; Diptera; Culicidae. The record is from RefSeq and is a predicted model, not a curated record. Gene Ontology annotation, biological process: vacuolar proton-transporting V-type ATPase complex assembly.
AGUGCAGUAGCGAUGGUCAAUUGUGUUUUUAACUGAUUCGCUACACAAAACACGGUCAAUUUUUAAGUUUAGCAAAUAUUUGCACAAAACUACAGAAAGUGACAAGCCUCCUUCUACGAACAUGGACAAACUACCGAUUCGGGACCCGACGAUCAACCUUGUGCCGACUAGUGAAUUACGAAAAUUCAUCGGCUCCUUAAAACUAACCCCAUCAACACCGGAUAACAUUAGGAAAAUUCAUACGGCGUUCAACACCAGCAAGGGCAAAAAGGAAUCCAAGCCAGCGAGCCGAAAGGAUGACGCUACCAAUGACCUACCGGCCGUGGUGGGUUUUACCGAGAAAGAGCUUGCUUUUAUAAAACAACAUGUCACAGACAGCGCGAGUGCACGGGACGGGUUGGAACACGCAAAUUACACACUGCAGCACUCCAAGAAUGGGACCGAUCCCCGCCCGAAAGGGGCCACUGGGAAUGUGCUGAAAGUUGACGACAUAAAAUGGCUUUACGCUGCGUUGAAACAGAUGCGACAGUCCGAUCCAGCUACACCGUACUUACAUACAUUGCUGAGCGGAUGCCAGAUGGAGCUUCCGAUAAAUCCCAUACAAGAGCGAAACCCUGUACUAGAGGCACGAUGUCAGCGUCUCAGAAAGGAGCAGGAGGAUCGCGAAUACCAUAGAAUGACAAAGAAUGUCGAUAGCGUUCGGAAACAUAUGCCGGAAGAGACGAUAGCUUAUCAGAUGAAACAAAUCAACAGGCACCUGAUUGCUGUAGCCCAAUUCGUCUUCUCCGUAGCAGCUGGAUUCGCGUUCGGGUUCAUCGGCAUUGAAUUGAUCAUUGGUCAGCUUGAUUUCGGCUUCCGACUACUGCUAGGCAUAAUCAUCGCGCUGAUAAUUGCUUUGGCGGAGAUUUAUUUUCUGGCGAAAAAACUUAAUGAGGAAUACGAGCUACCGCCACCGCCAGCCAUGUACUCUAAAGAAGCUCCGUCCGGCGUUGCAAAACCCAUACCCGGCAGUGGCAUGCCCAAAGGUCCCAAAGGGAAAGAGCACAGCGAGUAAAGCCAUUC